AUGAGGGUAAGCGUGCUUCUCUUACUCUCAGCACUCGCUGCGGUGUCGUCAGUGUCGGGAUACAACAUUCUAUGUAUUUUCCCGUUGCCAUCACGGAGUCAUUGGCUCUUGGCUAAAGGCAUUGUCGAUGCCCUCUUGGCGGCUGACCACCAGGUUACAUGGGCGACGCCGUAUUUAGAGAAGUCACCACAUAAACAUUUGAAGCAGAUCGACGUGAGCAAAACUCUAGAUGUUUUCGCUUCAAUCGACGUCUCGAAAAGCUCGAAAUGGGAUAUGUCGAUAACUCUGGAAUUCUUUAGAAACAUUUCUUUGGUUGCCGCGAGCUCUCCAUUGGUACGAGAAGCCCUCGUGAAGGAAAAGUAUGACGCUGUCGUUACUGAAUGGUUCUACUCGGAUAUCGAGGCUGGGUACGCUGCGGUCCAACAAGUACCCUGGAUUAUGCUGAGCGGCGCUGUGAUGCAUCAGUACAUGGAGUACCUCGUGGACACGGUCCGGUCCCUGCCAGUCGUGCCAUUUAUGACGAACGAAUUCCCUGUGCCCAUGAGCUUUAGGGACCGCCUACUUAACACCUUCAGCUUCGGAAAUAUGAUGUACUAUAUCUGGAGAGACACAGCAACAGCUAUAUCCGUUUACGAGCAGCAUUUCGCACCUCUUGCAGCCGCUAGAGGAGUGUCGCUGCCUCCGUUCUCCGAGGCAAUGCACAAUAUUUCCAUUUUGCUUGUGAACUCGCAUCCCUCGUUCACACCUGCUAUAAGCCUCCCGCCCAACGUGAUCGAGAUUGCUGGGUAUCAUAUUGACGAGGUUACUCCACCGCUGCCUAAAGAUCUUCAAGAAAUUCUAGACGCAUCGCCAAGAGGCGUCGUCUACUUCAGCAUGGGAUCCAUGUUCAAGUCCGCUGCUCUUCCCGAGAAGACGAAGCAUGACUUGCUCAAGAUUCUUGGCGAGCUUCCAUAUACCGUGCUGUGGAAGUUUGAAGAAAAUUUAGAUGGACUGCCUAAGAAUGUGCACAUAAGGUCGUGGAUGCCACAAGCCAGCAUUUUGGCGCAUCCGAACGUGAAGGUGUUCAUAUCCCACGGCGGUUUGCUCAGUACGCUAGAGACACUGCGCUACGGGGUUCCAACAAUAGCGAUCCCGGUGUUCGGCGACCAGCGCUGCAAUGCGGAACGUUCGGUGCAGGACGGUUACGCACUCAAGAUUGAGAUGUCGCCUGACAUGGCUCCUGAACUGAAGAUGGCUCUCAACGAAAUGCUUUCUAACGACAAAUAUUACAAGAAGGUCAAGUCAUUAUCGAAGGUGUUCAACAGCCGGCCGGUGAAGCAGAGUAAGCUCAUCUCGCAUUACGUUGAGCUGGCCAUCGAGAGUAAAGGAGCUUACCAUCUGCGUUCCAAGUCGAUUCUUUACAAAUGGUAUGAACUGUGGAUGUUAGACCAAAUUGCUGCUGUGAUAGCUGUCUUGUUCAUGUUCUACGUAAUAGUAAAGAAAAUCAUUUGUGCAAUUAUCAAGAAACUUACGAAGAACAGCAAAACGAAGAAGGACAAAAAGAACAAAUAG
Parnassius mnemosyne (clouded apollo) is the source of this 1551-nucleotide messenger RNA. Lineage: Eukaryota; Metazoa; Arthropoda; Insecta; Lepidoptera; Papilionidae. The record is from the annotation of a GenBank genome assembly.